GUGUGUGUGUGUGUGUGUGUGUGUGUGUGUGUCGCUGUCUGCAGAGGAGGAGGAUGAGGAGCUGAAGGUCACAGCUGGAGGAACAUCAUCAUCAUCGAUAUUCAUUUCAGGCUGAUUAUCGAUUCACUGAUCGGACUCAUUCACAGCUGCACGAGGAACAGACGCGCGACGUGAGACAGGAGGACGGAGCGACAGACAGAUCAGCUGCUGCAUCUCUGUCUGUCUCUCCAUCACCAGCCUCCACCUGUCUGUCGGUCUGUCUGUCUGUCUGUCCACCUGUCUCUCCGUCAUGGGGAACCGGGGCAUGGAGGAGCUCAUCCCGCUGGUGAACCAGCUGCAGGACGCCUUCUCCUCCAUCGGCCACAACUCGAGCCUCGACCUGCCGCAGAUCGCGGUGGUGGGCGGGCAGAGCGCCGGCAAGAGCUCGGUGCUGGAGAACUUCGUGGGCAAAGACUUCCUCCCCCGAGGGUCCGGUAUCGUGACCCGACGCCCCCUGGUGCUGCAGCUCAUCAACUGUCCCACAGAGUUUGCAGAGUUCCUCCACUGCAAAGGGAAGAAGUUCACCGACUUUGAUGAAGUUCGUCAGGAGAUCGAAGCUGAAACGGAUCGAGUGACGGGACAGAACAAAGGAAUCAGUCCGGUCCCCAUCAACCUGAGAGUCUACUCCCCUCAUGUGUUGAACUUGACCCUGGUGGAUCUUCCCGGGAUGACGAAGGUCCCGGUGGGCGACCAACCGGCCGACAUCGAGCACCAGAUCAGAGAAAUGCUGAUGCAGUUUGUCACCAAGGACAACUGCCUCCUAUUGGCUGUUUCUCCUGCCAACUCUGACCUCGCCAACUCUGACGCUCUGAAGAUCGCCAAGGAGGUCGACCCGCAGGGUCUGAGGACCAUUGGUGUGAUCACCAAACUGGAUUUGAUGGAUGAAGGAACCGAUGCCAGAGACAUUCUGGAGAACAAAUUGCUGCCACUCCGCAGAGGUUACAUCGGGGUGGUGAAUCGCAGUCAGAAGGACAUCGACGGGAGGAAAGAUAUCACUGCAGCACUUCAGGCUGAGAGGAAAUUCUUCCUGUCUCACCCGUCGUAUCGACACCUGGCCGACCACAUGGGCACCGCCUUCCUCCAGAAAAUUCUUAACCAGCAACUGACCAACCACAUCCGGGACACGUUGCCGGGGUUACGCAGCAAACUGCAGAGCCAGCUGUUGUCCAUCGAGAAGGAGGUGGCGGAGUACAAGAACUUCAGACUGGACGACCCGAGCCGCAAGACCAAGGCCCUGCUGCAGAUGGUGCAGCAGUUUGCUGUGGACUUUGAGAAGCGGAUCGAAGGAUCAGGUGAUCAGGUCGACACGUACGAACUGUCAGGAGGAGCAAAGAUCAACCGGAUCUUCCAUGAACGUUUCCCCUUCGAACUGGUCAAGUUGGAGGGUGAUGAGAAGACUCUUCGUAAAGAGAUCAGUUACGCCAUCAAGAACAUCCACGGAAUUAGGACGGGCCUGUUCACACCUGACAUGGCGUUUGAGACGAUCGUGAAGCGUCAGAUCGCUCAGAUCAAAGAACCGUGUCAGAAAUGUGUUGACAUGGUGAUUAAUGAGCUGGUGAACACCGUGAGGCAGUGUACACAGAAGCUGGCUCAGUAUCCGAUGCUCAGAGAGGAGAUGGAGAGAAUCGUCACUCAGCACAUCAGAGACAGAGAGAGUCGCACCAAAGAGCAGGUGAUGCUGCUCAUCGACAUCGAGUUGGCCUACAUGAACACAAACCACGAAGACUUCAUCGGCUUUGCAAAUGCUCAGCAGAAGAGCAGCCAGACGAACAAGAAGAAAGCUGCAGGGAACCAGGACGAGAUCAUGGUGAUCCGUAAAGGUUGGCUCACCAUCAACAACAUCAGCAUUAUGAAGGGCGGAGCUAAAGAGUACUGGUUCGUCCUGACGGCCGAGACACUCUCGUGGUACAAAGACGACGAGGAGAAGGAGAAGAAGUACAUGCUGCCUGUCGACAACCUGAAACUGAAAGACAUUGAGAAAAGCUUCAUGUCCAGUAAACACAUCUUUGCUCUGUUCAACAAUGAACACAGGAACGUGUAUAAAGACUCUCGUCAGCUGGAGCUGGCCAGUGAGUCUCAGGAGGAGGUGGACAGCUGGAAAGCUUCGUUCCUACGAGCCGGAGUGUACCCUGAACGCAUCGUGGACAGAGACAAGUUGGAGGUGGAGGAGUCGGGUGGGGGCGACGGGCAGAUUCACAGUCUGGACCCUCAGUUGGAGCGACAGGUGGAAAUCGUCAGGAACCUGGUGGACUCGUACCUGUCAAUCAUCCACCGGACGGUCAGAGACCUGAUCCCCAAGACUCUGAUGCUACUGAUGGUCAACAACACGAAGGAGUUCAUCCACGCUGAUCUACUCGCUCACCUGUACUCGUGUGGAGACCAGAACUCUCUGAUGGAGGAGUCGGAGGAGCAGGCUCAACACCGUGACGACAUGUUGAGGAUGUACCAUGCUCUACGUGAAGGCCUCAACAUCAUCGGUGACAUCAGCACCACCACCAUCACCACGGCGAUGCCGCCGCCGGUCGACGACUCCUGGCUGCAGGUGACGGGGAUGCCGUCGGGACGCAGGUCUCCCAUGUCCAGCCCCACCCCCCAGCGCCGGGCUCCCCCCGGACCUCCUCGUCCAGGGGGGCGGGCGGCCCCCGGGGCCCCGUCACGUCCUGCCGUCUCGCCCGACCCCGGACCUCUGCACUCGCUCCCCUCUCGGCCCAGCAGAGCGCCCCCACCUGGAGUCCCCAGUCGUACGAGUAAAGGAAGCCCUGCCCACGGAGAGAGCCCCCAGUCCUCGAUCGAAGACCAGAAAACAACUGUUGCCACUGGUGGAACCGGUUCAAGAUUAGGCCCCGACUCCGAACCGGCCCUUGCAAUGCAUAGGUGGGAUAAUUGGGGUAACUUGUUUACUCUGGUUCCAACUGGUUCUCACUGGUUCCAACUGGUUCCAACUGGUUCCAACUGGUUCCCACUGGUCCCCACUGGUUCCCACUGGUUCCAACUGGUUCCAACUGGUUCCAACUGGUUCCCACUGGUCCCCACUGGUUCCCACUGGUUCCCACUUGUUCCCCUGGCUCCAACUGGUUCCCACUGGCUGGUUUGAACCAAAAACGACUGAUAUUUACACUGAAUGUCAGAAAGUUUUACAGUUUGUGGUCGUUUCCAUUUGAAGAAUUCUAAGAGAAUAAACGUAACUUAUUCUGUGUGUAAUCUGAUACAAUCACAGGAUAAUCUCCGUUUUGGUUUGAGGAAUGAAUUCAGGAGAUGUUUUUAUAUGUUCUGACGGAUCUAUUUAUUCUGUGUCACUCGUGAUGUCGUAGAGUUAAUGGAGCUCUGAGCUGCGUUCAACACGACACAUGUUCGUAGCAGUGACGUGUCUUCGUGUUCGGCUCCGUCUGUAAAAGUCGUCGUAUGAUUUUGAACGUGAUGUUUGAUGAGUAAAGUGUUGCACAGGGUGUAGAACGCAGCUCCGCCUCAUGUAGGAUGUUUCACUCUGUACGGUUUUAAUAUCAAUGUGUGGAGACAAUAAAUGUCCAUGUAUGUGUGAGGGGAAAAUAUAGAAUUACAUUAAACAUAUGCAGCAGCCCAGACUGUGUGUGUCACAGUGUGUGAAUGUGUAGCUGUGUUGUGUAUCGAAGUGUCAUGUGAUCAACAGACAAUAAAGUUUGUGUGAAUUAA
This is a messenger RNA of Scophthalmus maximus (turbot), 3708 nucleotides long. RefSeq names its product dynamin-1. The transcript is spliced from 22 exons. Lineage: Eukaryota; Metazoa; Chordata; Actinopteri; Pleuronectiformes; Scophthalmidae. The coding region runs from base 290 to 3133 and encodes 947 amino acids. Gene Ontology annotation, cellular component: microtubule; cytoplasm; membrane. The record is from RefSeq and is a predicted model, not a curated record. Gene Ontology annotation, molecular function: microtubule binding; GTPase activity; GTP binding.